AUGCAGCCAAAACGAGCCAUCAGGGAAGCUCACGUGGCUGGUGGUAAAGCUGGGAAGGACUCCGGAAAGACCAAGACCAAAGCAGUGUCCCGUUCUCAGCGGGCUGGAUUGCAGUUCCCUGUUGGCCGCAUCCACAGGCACCUGAAGUCCAGGACUACCAGCCAUGGGCGUGUAGGAGCCACAGCUGCUGUGUAUAGCGCUGCAAUCCUGGAGUACUUGACGGCUGAGGUUCUUGAGCUGGCUGGAAAUGCAUCCAAAGACUUGAAGGUGAAACGUAUCACUCCCCGUCACUUGCAGCUUGCAAUUAGAGGAGAUGAAGAAUUGGACUCCCUCAUUAAGGCAACAAUCGCUGGUGGCGGUGUAAUACCGCAUAUCCACAAGUCUCUCAUUGGAAAGAAAGGACAACAGAAAACUGUCUAAAGGAUACCAGGAUUCCUUGUUAUCUCAGGACUCUAAGUACUUAAUUGUCCAGUGUUGGUGAUUCCAGUGGACUGUAUCUGUGAAACACGAUUUUGCCUUUUUGUAACUUUGAGAAGCUAAAGCUCCCUUGAGCUUUCUAACAAACCAAAUUUCUGCAUUGAAGUCUUAACCGUAUUUAAGUGUUACCAUGGCUUCAAAGAAGCUAUUGUAUUUGUAGUGGGUUUUGAUUGAGCUGACUGUUUUUAGAUUGGUUUAAGUAAAGGAAAUGUUUGGUUUUGUACAGACUUUUCAUCCACUAGAGUGGAAAUAUUCAAUAAAUGUUCUAUCAAGA
Molecule: messenger RNA, 751 nt
Organism: Egretta garzetta (little egret)
Lineage: Eukaryota; Metazoa; Chordata; Aves; Pelecaniformes; Ardeidae
Product: histone H2A.Z
Exons: 5
Coding region: 1-420 (139 amino acids)
Cellular component (GO): nucleosome
Molecular function (GO): structural constituent of chromatin; protein heterodimerization activity; DNA binding
Source: RefSeq, a predicted model, not a curated record